Molecule: messenger RNA, 1480 nt
Organism: Ricinus communis (castor bean)
Lineage: Eukaryota; Viridiplantae; Streptophyta; Magnoliopsida; Malpighiales; Euphorbiaceae
Product: quinone oxidoreductase-like protein 2 homolog
Exons: 5
Coding region: 75-1109 (344 amino acids)
Molecular function (GO): oxidoreductase activity; zinc ion binding
Source: RefSeq, a predicted model, not a curated record
GGAGUUAAAAGUUUCAUUCUCAUCAGUCAUCUCUAUCUAGAGAGACAGAGAGGCAGACCGUAGUAGAAAGAAAAAUGGAAGCUCUGGUCUGUAAGAGAUUGGGGGAUCCAGUGGAGCAAAAUUCACCCCCAAUUGAAAUAACAAAAAACCAUCCGAUCCCGCAACUCGACUCCCCAACUGCUGUGAGAGUAAGAGUGAAAGCCACGAGCUUGAACUAUGCCAAUUACCUUCAGAUAUUGGGGAAAUACCAAGAAAAGCCUCCUCUCCCUUUUAUCCCUGGCUCUGAUUACUCUGGUAUUGUUGAUGCCGUAGCUCCUAAUGUCUCUGCUUUCAAAGUCGGCGACCGCGUCUGUUCCUUUGCCUCCCUCGGCUCCUUUGCUCAAUUUAUCGUUGCCGAUCAAUCCCAACUGUAUCCUGUGCCAGAAGGGUGUGAUCUGGUGGCUGCUGCUGCACUCCCCGUUGCUUUUGGAACCUCCCAUGUCGCUCUUGUUCACCGAGCUCACUUGACCUCUUCUCAAGUGUUGCUGGUUCUUGGUGCUGCUGGAGGUGUUGGCCUUUCUGCUGUUCAGAUUGGCAAGGUUUGCGGUGCCAUUAUUGUUGCCGUUGUCAGGGGAUUUGAAAAGGUAGAGCUUUUGAAGUCCUUGGGAGUUGAUCAUGUAGUUGAUUCCAGCAAAGAAAAUGUAAUAGCAAGUGUCAAGGACUUUCUCUUGUCAAAAAAGCUUAAAGGCGUCGAUGUUUUGUAUGAUCCUGUUGGAGGCAAGCUCACUAAAGAUUCCUUGAAGCUUUUGAAUUGGGGUGCUCAAAUUUUGGUCAUUGGUUUUGCCAGUGGGGAGAUACCUGUCAUCCCUGCUAAUAUUGCUCUAGUUAAGAAUUGGACCAUACAUGGACUUUACUGGGGUAGCUAUAGAAUACAUCGACCGGGUGUUCUUGAAGAUUCUCUAAGAGAGUUACUCUCCUGGAUGGCAAAGGGCCAAAUUACCAUCCACAUUUCUCAUACGUACAGCCUGGCGGAGGCCAGCCUUGCCUUUUCUGCUAUUAGAGAUAGAAAAGCUAUUGGAAAAGUGAUGAUUGCAUUUGAUGGUGGAAGAAGUAUGACAUCUAAGCUAUAAUCAAGUCAAAUGAGGUGGAGCGGGAUGCAGAAAGCAAUCCUUUGUUCUCAACGUCAGAAUCUUCUCCUUACAAUCCGUCAACAGUUACACUGUCAUGUUUUGUUUUUGUGGCCAGAGUCAUAAGCCCAUAGCAAACACAAGGAAGGAUGCAAGAAAUUGCCAAAUAAAAGAACUUAGAAAUUGCCAAAUAAAAGAACUUACGGAUCAAAUAGCCAUAUAGAAUAAAGUGGACUGUAUAAAAUUUGCAGAAGCUUUUUCUGCUUUAUUGGAUGCGUGCAUCUACUGUAUAACCUGCAGGUGGAGGAGUUUAUAUGUGAUCUGCUGAGAAACUUGCAGCUUUUUAAGAAGUAGCAUUGAUGAGAUUUAUGAUA